Molecule: messenger RNA, 499 nt
Organism: Triticum dicoccoides
Lineage: Eukaryota; Viridiplantae; Streptophyta; Magnoliopsida; Poales; Poaceae
Product: rRNA 2'-O-methyltransferase fibrillarin 1-like
Exons: 3
Coding region: 163-486 (107 amino acids)
Biological process (GO): box C/D sno(s)RNA 3'-end processing; rRNA methylation
Cellular component (GO): nucleolus; small-subunit processome; box C/D methylation guide snoRNP complex
Molecular function (GO): rRNA methyltransferase activity; histone H2AQ104 methyltransferase activity; RNA binding
Source: RefSeq, a predicted model, not a curated record
UGGUUGCAUUAUUCCUAUCCAUCCAGGGGGAUUAAGCAAAGAUGUUGUCAUUAUAAGUUCUUUCCUUGUAAACUUAUGAUGCACCCGUCCUGGCUGAGAGAUGCACUUAUUGGUGCUGAUUUGAAUUGAUGUUCGUGACUGUUCUACAGAUGCAGUAGACUGAUGUUUAUUGAUGUUUUGUUAAUUGUACAGAACGAGGAAGCAUCCAAGGUUGAGUAUAGGGUGUGGAACCCCUUCAGAUCCAAGCUGGCUGCUGCUGUGCUCGGUGGUGUGGACAACAUCUGGAUUGCUCCUGGAACACGUGUGCUGUACCUCGGAGCUGCCUUUAGAACAACCGUGUCUCAUGUGUCUGACAUUGUUGGACCGACUGGGUUGGUGUAUGCCAUUGAGUUCUCUCACCGGAGUGGUAGGGAUCUUGUCAACAUGGCCAAGAAGAGGACCAAUGUCAUCCCCAUCAUUGAGGAUGCUAGGCACCCGGCAAAGUAACGGAUGCUGGUCG